Messenger RNA from Paramisgurnus dabryanus, 662 nucleotides. It is a transcript of the gene hoatz, whose product is annotated as HOATZ cilia and flagella associated protein. NCBI's taxonomy places the organism in Eukaryota, Metazoa, Chordata, Actinopteri, Cypriniformes, Cobitidae. Gene Ontology annotation, biological process: cilium assembly. The record is from RefSeq and is a predicted model, not a curated record.
GACAACCGUAACACGUCCCAACCGUAACACGUCCCACAGUGGUUGUUUAGCUUUAGGUAAGACAGCUAACUUAUAUGGCUAAAGAAGUAGAUGAAAACGCUUUAGACUCUCUUUCAGAAAUCGAAAAAUAUUAUACAAUUUUUGAUGGAGCGUCAGAAGAAGAUGUGGCAUAUGCAAAGGUUUUCUGGAACUCUCUCUCCUUACAGCCACCAAUAGAGCCUCGUCUCGUUUCUGCUGAUGUAAGGCAACGAUUGAAAGUCGCCAAAGCUCCUGGCUCAACAAAUGCACCCUUUAAACUGGCUUCUUGGCCAGAGACAGAUGAUUUUCAACAAAAUGCUUACUUGAAGCAAAAGCAAGAGGAAAAGCAGAAAUACAUGGAGAUGGCCAAGAAACGAGACCAGAUUAUUGACCUACUGAGACGGCAAAGGAACGAGAGAAUCAAGAAGGAGAUGAUUUCUCUCCAACACAAGCCAAGAAAAAAUAACCCAGCAGAAAGACAUGCUCCAAAGACCCUUUCAUCAUCUGCGGAUGAAGACCAGAAAGAAGUUCAAAACCUCCAGUAAUAUUAAAGAUCAUUUGUAAGCAGUCCAACAAAAUGUUAUAAUUACUAAUGAGACUGGCCUACAAUCCAAGUGGAUUAAAUAAAUAAAAACGUUAUUAAA